Molecule: messenger RNA, 1791 nt
Organism: Malassezia pachydermatis
Lineage: Eukaryota; Fungi; Basidiomycota; Malasseziomycetes; Malasseziales; Malasseziaceae
Product: ubiquitin carboxyl-terminal hydrolase 25
Exons: 8
Coding region: 1-1791 (596 amino acids)
Biological process (GO): protein deubiquitination
Cellular component (GO): nucleus; cytosol
Molecular function (GO): protein binding
Source: RefSeq, a predicted model, not a curated record
AUGGAAACACAUGCACAGGAGCUGCAGUCCAUCUUGGGAUGCUCGUAUGAGCAGGCUCUACAAGCCCUUCAGAAUGCGGAUGGCAACAUGGAAGUAGCCAUGAAUCGAUUGCUUGAUGGCUCUGUCACAGCACCGUCCGCAAGGACAGAAUCAGAUGCUACCCCUGUAUAUGCUCCGCCGAAUGCACCAUCCUCAAAGGCGCCUGUCGCAGCAUUACCGCCGCCUGCGUCCACCACCGACGGCGAUGAUCAAGACGCUGACCUGCAACGUGCCAUGGCUGAGUCCAUGGCACCAUCCACAAUAUCCAAGCCAGAUUAUAUGGAUCAAAGCGCCGAUGAUGAACAGCUUAUGCGUGUGUUGGCAGAAAGUGUACAAUCAAUUUCUGGCCAAACAGAGAUGGUCAUUCGUCCUGAACUGCAACGUCUACGUUCAGACGAGGAGCCCGUAAGUUUAGUACCCAGUAUCCCUACGUAUCGUACUGCAGCACUUGUGCUCCAGGCUCUCUUCGCAGCCGAACCUGCGCGACAGGCCCUUCUUGGCUUCCCUCUUCCCGAUGACCGAACGCAUGACCUCUCUAAUUACUGGGCAGGCGCAAGCCCAUCACAGCAGCGACAACGUGCAUCAGCUGCGUCUUGGGUCUCAGUGCCAGCCGAACAGCACAAGGACUUCGAUCUCGUGCAGCGAAUCCAAACGCUGUUCUUGUUUAUGUAUGCUACACAGCGAGCUGCGCUCGUGACUGGUGAUACAGAUGCAGUUAUCCCAAGCGAUGUGGCAUUGCAGGCCUCACGCCAUGUAGAUAUGCAUGUCUUGGUCGAAGCGUAUAUGGAAGCACUGUGUCGUGCAUGGAAUACAGCCAUGCAAGCUGUCCAACCAGCCGCUACACCAAAAACCCAGUCGCUCUUUGAGUCUUAUGCUGCUGUGGCAUUGAAUGAGCCAUGUGAGGGGCAGGAUAUACCAACAGCCGUGGACGCACAACCCACCUCCUCCAUUACAUUGGUACAUACGACCACGGAAGCAGACGUCUCAUCCUGCCUUUGGCGAAAGCUAACAGGCUGGGGUGGGAUGGAAUCGCUAUUGAUCACACGGCCUGCACAAGUGUUGGUCUUUUGUCUGCAGCAUGAAGACACGACAACGCCUUUCCAAAUCGACCCUGUCCUUUACAUGGAUCCUUUCUUAUGGGACCAUCGUCGCGGGUACAGACUGGAUGCCCAAUCAGACUUGUCUACGUUACAGACCUGGGAGGCAGAGUUGCAGCAGCGACAGGCCCAACGUGCAUCCCUCUUACAGCCAGCAGGCAAGCCCCUCUCAAACAUGUGGAAACACUGUCUCUCGCAUAUGCAGACCAAGUCGCCCGACGAAGGAACAUGGCUUUCCGACCUUCAGCAGGCUUGGCAAGCACAACUUCAGCGCAUGGAGGAGGAAAUAUCACAUUUGCAAACGCAAAUUGCCACGGCUCGUGACAAGCUUGCGAAGGCAUGGCAGCAACACAUUCAGGAUUCGUCAUUGCAAACAGUACCCUACGAUGUGUGUGCUGUCGCCUAUCAAACACACGACAGUGAAUGGAUCUAUGUAUACCAUCAUGAAGCUUGGUGGCGUAUCGAGCGUGGCCAUGCCACCAAAACUACAUGGGAUGCUGUUCAAGCAGAUGCAUCGCCACAAGGCGCUGCAUUGGUCGAGCUGGUAUACCAACAGCGCGGCCCUGUGUCACCACCGCAAUGGACUCAUCUGCAAGGUGCAUUGGAGCAAAUAGCCGUGGACAACCAGCGCGCGCAGGAAGAGACACAUUCGUGA